Molecule: messenger RNA, 630 nt
Organism: Trichosporon asahii var. asahii CBS 2479
Lineage: Eukaryota; Fungi; Basidiomycota; Tremellomycetes; Trichosporonales; Trichosporonaceae
Exons: 2
Coding region: 1-630 (209 amino acids)
Source: RefSeq, a predicted model, not a curated record
AUGUGGGUUGCAGCCCAGCUGACAUCAACAGCAGCGUAUAUGGUCGGCCUGUCGGUGCGCGAAAGGCAUGUGAUUCAGAGCCUCGUCGAGCUCACGCGACAACUCGAGGACGUCGACCGCGAGUUCACUGCGCAGAUGUUGAGCAUGGAGUACAAGAUGACGGGCGCUCUCGUCAACUACAGCAAGAGCCUACACGUCGAUGAACCGGAGGAGAACUUGUCAUCUCAUGUCUCGACGGCAUCCAUCUCUGCAUCGGAGCUCAGUUAUGUGCGCGAAGCGCCGGCUAAACCGCAUAAGCCGCAACCACACCGUCUCGUGAACGAUCUCGUGCUUCUGGACCGUGGACAGCUGUCGCCUUCGAUGACAGUCGCAGUCGGUAACGUUGAUCGUAGCGCCCCCGAGCUGCAGAAUACGGAAGACGACCCGGACACGACCCGACGCAGCAGCGGCGACUCGGGAGACUCGUCUCCCGCUUCGCCUCUCAUCGCCACCCCGAACGCCGUUGUCAACGUCUCCGCAUCACCUGCCCCUUUACUUCCAUUGACCGUGGACAGAGAGGGCGACAAGCCCAGUGAUCUAGGGAGUCUUCCAAAGUCCAACUCGAUUCCUCGCCUUCUUCAACCGCUGUAG